GGCCUCAACAGCAGAGAUGGCGGCACCAAACGACCAGUUCUACAUCCGAUACUACUCGGGCCACAUGGGCCGAUUUGGCCACGAAUUCUUGGAAUUUGAUUUCCGCGUCGUCGGAGAUGGCCGCAGCGCGGUCGCCCGAUAUGCAAACAACUCCAACUACAGGAACGACAGCCUGAUCCGGAAAGAGAUGUGUGUCAGCUCCGCGGUUAUCGACGAGAUCAAGCGAAUUGUCAAGCAGAGCGAAAUCAUCAAGGAAGACGACUCCAAGUGGCCGCAGAAGAACAAGGACGGUCGCCAAGAGUUGGAAAUUCGGCUGGGAGGAGAUCACAUUUCUUUCGAGACGGCCAAGAUUGGAUCAUUGGUCGAUGUCACCGAAUCCGCCGACCCCGAGGGCCUCCGGGUGUUCUACUACCUUGUGCAGGACCUGAAGGCGCUUGUGUUUAGUCUGAUAGCGCUCCACUUCAAGAUCAAGCCAAUCUGAGUCGACAUGGCAAGCUGAAGAGAGAGGCAGAGCACAGUUAUGAUACCCUUCGCCUUAUCGAGGCAUCUGCGAUUCGCAGGGAAGAUACAAAAGCAGUUCAUUGAUCCAUCAGCAGCAGCUACAUGCGGACAAGAUGAGCGAUUCCUGUGAAUUAGCAUUUCUGGAAAACAGUCAAAAGCUUUCUCAAGGCGUUUUGACAAGGAUAAUCUUUGGCCCUGGAAUUCUUUGCGUCGGAUUCCGCGACUUGGCAAAGUAAGCGCUAUCAGACGUGUAAGUUAGUGAUAUAGUAA
Molecule: messenger RNA, 771 nt
Organism: Trichoderma citrinoviride
Lineage: Eukaryota; Fungi; Ascomycota; Sordariomycetes; Hypocreales; Hypocreaceae
Product: Mago nashi protein
Exons: 7
Coding region: 17-481 (154 amino acids)
Biological process (GO): RNA splicing
Cellular component (GO): nucleus; exon-exon junction complex
Source: RefSeq, a predicted model, not a curated record